AGAAAUCUGUCUGUGUACAAGUCAUUCCAGUAAAAGAAUAUGUAAAAGACAAAAUGGAUAGUGCAAGAGAGGAACAUCAUAUAUGUUUGGUGUGUAGAAAAUCAUUUAGACGAAAGUUCAGUUUAAAUGUACAUAUGCGUAUUCACACAGAAAAAUCUCAUGUAUGUGAAGUAUGUCAAGCGUCAUUUAAUCAGAAAAAGAUACUAAGCAGGCACAUGCUUAUUCACACAGGAGAGAAACCUCAUGUAUGUGAGGUAUGUAACAAUUCAUUUAGACAACUGAAAACAUUAAAUGAUCAUAUAUUGAUUCACUUAGGAAAGAAAGAUCAUGUGUGUGUGGUGUGUGGAAAGUCAUUUAGACGAAAGUUUACUUUAAAUAUGCAUAUGCGUAUUCACACAGGAGAGAAACCUCAUGUAUGUGAGGUAUGUAGCAAAUCAUUUAGACAUACGAAAACAUUAUAUGAUCACAUGCUUAUUCACUUAGGAGAGAAAGCUCAUGUGUGUCUGGUAUGUAAUAAAUCAUUUAGAGGAAAGCGAAUAUUAAAUGGUCAUAUGCUUGUUCACACCCAAGAGAAACCUCAUGUAUGUGAGGUAUGUAACAAGUCAUUUAGAUAUAAGAAUUCAUUAAACAAACAUAUGUUAAUUCACACAGGACAGAAAGCUUAUGUGUGUAUGGUAUGUAGCAAAUCAUUUAGAGAAAAGGGAACGUUAAAUGAUCAUAUGCUUGUUCAUACACAAGAGAAACCUCAUAUGUGUGAGGUAUGUAACAAGUCAUUUAGACUAAAGAAUACUUUAAAGAAGCAUGUCCUUAUUCACAGUGGAGAGAAACCUUACGUAUGUGAGAUAUGUGACAAGUCAUUUAGACAAAAAGGGCAUUUAAGAGUACAUCUGCUUAUUCACAUGAAGGAAUAACCUCAAAUGUAUCAUUUUGCAUGACAUCAUAUUGGACAGAACACAGUUGAGGAGUCCCUGUAGCAGUCGAUACCACUCCUGCAGCAAAGUUGUUUUUAACUCCAAGAAGGUCCUCGAAGGUAGAUGGCAAGAUCAGGCUGAAUCUGG
Messenger RNA from Stegodyphus dumicola, 1058 nucleotides. RefSeq lists its product as uncharacterized. Gene Ontology annotation, biological process: regulation of transcription by RNA polymerase II. The record is from RefSeq and is a predicted model, not a curated record. Gene Ontology annotation, molecular function: DNA-binding transcription factor activity, RNA polymerase II-specific; RNA polymerase II cis-regulatory region sequence-specific DNA binding. Gene Ontology annotation, cellular component: nucleus. Lineage: Eukaryota; Metazoa; Arthropoda; Arachnida; Araneae; Eresidae.